AUUCAGCCUUAUCAUGAAUAUUCGCGUGGAAUAGUUCACCAGCGAAAUAUUUCGUUCACCCGAAAUCGUUCACCUUACCAUGAACGCAGAAAGAUUUCGGGUGAACAGCAUUUCACAUCGAAAUUUCGAAUGUGAGAUGACAGCUGUCAAAACGUCAAAUAAAAUAUUAACAAAGAAACCAAAUUGAACGCAUUUUACUUUAGUGAAAAAUUUAAAAUGAUUAAUAUAAAUUUAAGGAGACUGCUGUUAGCAGAUGAAAAUGUGCAAGAUCAAAGAGUCGCUCGUAGAAAGAUUAGGGAUGCUUCAAAUCCGCUUGAAUUGCAGGAUCAAUUGUUUCAGAAAUGUUAUAGGACCAACAAAACAGCGUUUAAAUAUCUACUAGACAUUACAACAAACAAAGCUUCAAACCCGAUGAAAUCUUUUGGAAUACCCCCAAUAGUGAAGUUGGCGGCUUCGCUGCGUUUCUUUGCAGAAGGAGGCUACCAAAAGGGUGUCGGUAGGGAAUACGAUGUGGGAUUGUCACAGUCUGCCUUUAGUGCCACACUAGAAGAGAUGCUUGACGUGUUCGAAGUGAAUUUAUGUCGUUUGUGGAUAAAAUGGAUGAGUAACGAAGAAAUGAGAAGUGCUGCUCUUAAAUUUUAUGAAAAGUAUAAAAUUCCGAGUGUUAUGGGGUGUAUUGAUGGUACCCAUAUAAAAAUUGUGGGACCAAAACACAAUAAGCACUCAUUUUAUAAUCGAAAAGGAUACUUUAGUUUAAAUGCUCUUGUUGUUUGUGACCAAAAAAUGAGGUUUCGAUUUAUUGAUGCGUCGCAUCCAGGAGCUUGUCACGACUCUUUAGUGUGGAACGUUUCGGAACUAAAGAGACAUAUUUGCAAUAAUCGCAGCAACUUUUGGAUGUUAGGCGACGCAGGAUAUCCUCUGGAAUCCUUCUUAUUAACACCUUAUAGGACACCUGAAGAGGGAAGUGUAGAAGCAAAAUUUAAUUUAGCUCAUUCUCGGUGCCGAAAUAUUAUAGAACGUGCAAUUGGGUUGCUUAAAAGCCGAUGGAGAUGUUUGCUUGGUGCUAGAGAACUUUAUUACAGCCCACAGAAAGCAGCUAAAAUAUUCAAUGUGUGCGUAAUGUUACAUAAUUUAUGCAUUCAUUUCAAAGAUCAAUUUGCUGAUAUCGUUGAGAUACCUGAUUGUGACGAAGAGGAAUCUCUAGUGACUAUGGAGGAGGACAACAUAGAUUUCGGAAUGCAAAGAAUGAGCGAAGCGCAAAGAAUUAGGAACCAAAUAGCUCACUCACUCCCUUAA
Messenger RNA from Bactrocera dorsalis (oriental fruit fly), 1296 nucleotides. Its product is annotated as putative nuclease HARBI1. The transcript has 4 exons. The record is from RefSeq and is a predicted model, not a curated record. Bases 217 to 1296 code for a protein of 359 amino acids. Lineage: Eukaryota; Metazoa; Arthropoda; Insecta; Diptera; Tephritidae.